Zasmidium cellare ATCC 36951 is the source of this 3627-nucleotide messenger RNA. RefSeq lists its product as uncharacterized. Bases 1 to 3627 code for a protein of 1208 amino acids. The transcript has 3 exons. Gene Ontology annotation, molecular function: DNA-directed RNA polymerase activity; ribonucleoside binding; DNA binding. Gene Ontology annotation, cellular component: RNA polymerase III complex. Gene Ontology annotation, biological process: DNA-templated transcription. The record is from RefSeq and is a predicted model, not a curated record. NCBI's taxonomy places the organism in Eukaryota, Fungi, Ascomycota, Dothideomycetes, Mycosphaerellales, Mycosphaerellaceae.
AUGCCUCCAAAGCCGAAAAAGUCCGGCCCCGUUGAGGUUGGCAGCAGCGCCGCAAAGGUCGCCGCCCCCAAAGCAGCGCCAAAGAAGCGAACUGCAUCAGCCAAAUCCAAAGAGAACGAAGCGCCACAAGAUGGCAAUCCAAAUCAGCCAAAGGCAUCUGAGGGUAAGACACAUUCUACAACUUCAAAAGCGGCCCCCAAGCAGAAGUCGGUCGUGGCUGGAGAUGACCUCGAUGCUCUGCUCCGGCCGUUCUACUACACCAAGCGGCUCACGGACCCGAUCAACACCGCCAAAGACAAAUGGAACCUGCUUCCGGCAUUUCUGCGAGUGAAGGGCCUGAUCAAACAGCACACGGAUUCUUUCGAUUACUUUACGGAUGUGGAACUCAAGAAGAUCCUCAAGGCAAAUGAAAUGAUCGUUUCAGAAGCAGAUGAGAAGAAAUGGAUCCGCUUCACCGAUAUUCGAGUGGGCAAGCCCUGCCGUACGGAAGACACCCGAGGUGGAUGGGUCCAAACCGAAGUGACACCCAACGAAUGUCGGCUGAGAGACAUGACCUACGCCGCGCCAAUCUAUGUCGACUUCGUGUAUCCAAGGCAAUCUGGCAACGUGAGAAAGACGGACGUUCUCAUCGGACGAAUGCCUAUGAUGCUGAGGAGCUCCAAGUGUGUUCUUAACGGCCGCUCUGAGUCUGAAUUGGCAUGGCUCAACGAAUGUGCUGUCGACCCUGGAGGCUACUUCGUCGUGCGAGGGCAGGAAAAAGUCAUCCUCGUACAGGAACAGUUGAGCAAGAACAGAAUCAUUGUGGAGUCUUUCAAAGGCGUUAUCCAGGCAUCCGUCACUAGCCACACGGCCAACGUCAAGACUAAAACCUAUGUCCUCGUGAAGAAGAACCUUCUGUACGUCAAGCACAACUCGCUCAGCGAGGACAUCCCUGUCGCGAUCAUGUUGCGCGCAAUGGGUGUGCAAUCAGAUCAUGAGAUUCUCUUGUUGGCGGCAGGAAAUGAUGCUCAGUAUCAGGACGAGUUCGCGCAGAACCUCGAGUUUGCGGCACUCGAAGGGGUUUUCACACAAGAGCAGGCUCUCGACUACAUUUCAAGCCGUCUGAAGCCAGAACGGUUUGGUGGUCCAAGGGGCGAUGUUCGAACACCAAAACAGAAGGCUCUGGAGAAGCUCGCUGGCACCAUCAUCCCCCACGUAGAGGUCGAGGGUAUGAACUUCCGACCAAAGGCACUCUACGUUGCUUUCAUGACGAGGAGGGUUCUGAUGGCGAUCAACGACUCCAAACUUGUCGAUGACAGAGACUACGUUGGUAACAAGCGCCUGGAACUUGCUGGUCAGAUGCUUGCUUUGCUCUUCGAAGACCUAUUCAAGGACUGCACGAGGAUGAUCAAAAUCAACAUGGAUAAAGUGCUAAAAAAGCCGAAUCCAACCCAAGAAUUCGAUCCCGUCAGAUUUGUCGAGCAAUGCGAUACUCGCAUCACCAGUGGCAUGGAGCGAGCGAUCUCUACUGGCAACUGGACACUCAAACGUUUCCGUAUGGACAGAGCUGGUGUCACCCAUGUUCUGAGCAGGCUCAGUUACAUCAGCGCCCUUGGCAUGAUGACCAGAAUUACCAGCCAGUUUGAGAAGACGCGCAAAGUUUCUGGGCCACGUGCCUUGCAGCCAUCACAGUUUGGCAUGUUGUGCACAUCAGACACCCCUGAAGGCGAGGCCUGCGGUCUGGUAAAGAACUUGGCCCUCAUGACACAUAUCACAACAGCGGAUGACGAAGCACCGGUGAGGAAGAUGGUAUACGUUCUUGGUGCUGAAGAUGUGACAUCAGCUUCUGGAACUGAAAUAUACACCAAUGGUGCAUACAUGAUUUUCAUCAACGGUACGCCAGCGGCACUCACAAGACAACCCAAGCAAUUCCUCAAUGGGUUCCGAAAGUUCAGACGGAUGGGUCGAAUCUCGGAGUUCGUCAGCAUCUUCAUCAACCACCAUCAUAAUGGUGUGCACAUCGCCACGGAUGAAGGGCGAGUAUGUCGGCCGUUGAUUGUUGUGGAGAAAAGCAAGUCGAAGGUCACCUCACGCUUCUUGGAGUCUCUCCGCAAGGGCACAAUGGACUUUGACGAUGCCCUCUCUCGAGGAAUCGUCGAGUACUUGGAUGUCAACGAGGAGAACGACUCGAACAUCGCUGUCUACGAAAAGGACAUCGAUGAACAUACUACUCAUCUCGAGAUCGAGCCCUUCACGAUCCUUGGCGCUGUCGCCGGCUUGAUCCCUUACCCUCACCAUAACCAGUCGCCGCGUAACACGUAUCAAUGCGCUAUGGGUAAGCAAGCAAUUGGCGCAAUUGCCUACAACCAGUUCACACGCAUCGACACGCUACUCUACCUCAUGGUUUAUCCGCAGAAGCCAAUGGUCACCACACGGACAAUCGAGCUUGUUAAGUAUGACAAACUGCCGGCCGGACAGAAUGCUGUCGUCGCAGUCAUGUCUUACUCAGGCUACGAUAUCGAGGAUGCCCUCGUCCUGAACAAGGCCUCCUGUGAUAGAGGAUUUGGGCGUUGCCAAGUCUUCAAAAAGAUCAGCAUGCCUCUGAAGGCAUACGGCAAUGGCUUCGCUGACAGACUGGGAGACCGAGACCCGAACAACACAAAGCAUCGCAAGAUAGGGAGAGACGGUCUUGUAGAGGUGGGAUCAGAGCUCGAAAACACAGACGCCUACAUGCUGAAGGAGCAGCCGAUGAACCAAGCUUCGUCGAUCGGUGCAAGAGAUCAGAAGUGGUCUGCAAUGCACAUGUUAUACAAACUACCAGAUCCAUGCUUUGCCGACAAAGUCAUGAUCACCGCGAACGAGUCCAACACAACCAUCAUCAAGAUCCAAACGCGGCAGACACGGCGACCAGAAAUUGGCGACAAGUUCUCCUCUCGCCACGGCCAAAAGGGUGUCGUUGGCCUUCUGGCUGAACAGGCGGACAUGCCAUUCUCCGAUUCAGGCGUGGUUCCAGACAUCAUCAUGAACCCGCAUGGUUUCCCAUCUCGUAUGACUGUUGGAAAGAUGCUUGAGCUUGUCUCUGGCAAAGCCGGUGUUCUUGCUGGCAACCAAGAGUAUGGCACGGCAUUUGGCGGUAGCAAAGUCGAAGACAUGGGUGCUAUCCUCGUCAAGCACGGCUUCAGCUACUCCGGCAAAGACUACCUCACCUCCGGCAUCACCGGUGAGCCCUUGCCGUUGUACGUCUUCUUCGGACCCAUCUACUACCAGAAGCUUAAGCACAUGGUCCAAGACAAAAUGCACUCGCGUUCCACUGGACCUCGAGCCAUCCUGACGCGACAGCCAACAGAAGGUCGUUCGCGACAAGGUGGUCUGAGAUUGGGAGAGAUGGAGCGUGACUGCUUGAUUGCCUACGGUGCAAGCCAGCUUCUCCUGGAACGUCUCAUGCUCAGCUCGGACGCUCAUGAAGUGGACGUGUGCCAGCAAUGCGGCAUGAUGGGAUACAAGAACUGGUGCCAAACCUGCACAAGCAGUCGAACAGUCGUGCGCAUGACAAUGCCGUACGCUGCGAAGUUGCUGAUUCAGGAGUUAACGAGCAUGGGCAUCAAGGCUGCUCUGAAGCUAGAGGACGAAUACCCAAGGGAGGCAUGA